Molecule: messenger RNA, 2868 nt
Organism: Aedes aegypti (yellow fever mosquito)
Lineage: Eukaryota; Metazoa; Arthropoda; Insecta; Diptera; Culicidae
Product: probable ATP-dependent RNA helicase DDX43
Exons: 4
Coding region: 200-2425 (741 amino acids)
Molecular function (GO): ATP binding; RNA helicase activity; RNA binding
Source: RefSeq, a predicted model, not a curated record
UUCGGACAAACUUCGUUCAUUUCAGUCGCGAAAGAGUGCUGUGGUCGGACGGAUUUUUUUGCCAGCUCGCAGAAGAAAAGAAAAAUCUGUUCGUCCGGUUCGGUUUUUUUUUUUCUUGGGAAGCGUCAGCAGAAGCGAAAUUUGGCCCUAGCUUGUGAAAUCAGUUUCGGAGCCGGUGAAGGUAAAGUAGGUAUCAAAGAUGGACGAAUGUUGGGACGACGACAAUUACAAUAGCGUUUGUGGUAAUGGCGGUGGAGGAGGAGGAGGUGGUGGAAUUACUGCUGCACGGCACACGAGCGUCAAACGCGGUGGAUCCGGCUACGAUUCCGGAAUGUCGUCCGGUGCGCGAUCCGUUGGCACCCGGGAGCGGACUUCGUUUGAGGUAUUUACCACAAAAGUUCCGAUCAUCAUCGGGAAGGGUGGCGUGACCAUCAAGCGGAUCCGAACCGAAUCCCGGGCGCAGGUUGAGAUAGAUGACAACACACCCGGUAAUGGCCGCUCGACGAUUCACAUCGAGGGCUUCACGCAGGACGUGUCCCGUGCCCGGGACGCUAUUUUCGGUGUAAUCAACGAUAACGCACGUGGCGGCGGCGGCGGUGGAGGCAGAGGGGGUUCCGGCAGAUCCAGCAACUCCGGCUGGGGUGGAGAUGGUUCGCGUGGUGGCUUUGGCCGGGAUCGUGAUCGAGAUCAUGACAGUCGCAGUUUCUACAACUCCGGAUCCGGCGGCGGUGGCGGUGGGGGUCGGGAUCGCGGAAGUAACGAUUUCUACAACUCCGGGUCCAGUUACGGUGGAGGAGGUGGCGGUCGGGAUCAAAACCGCGGCGGUAACGACUUUUACAACUCCGGCUCAGGUUUUGGUGGAGGUAGAGGGGGACGGAGUGCUGCCCCGGAGUCCAAUAACUUCGGCCAGCAGGAAAAUGGUCGCCCCAAGAGUCCUGAACUAAUCGAUUGGGAUGCACUUAACAAACAGUGCGACGAGGCCACGGCUCGGCAAUGGGCCAAGUGUCCAAAGCUGAUCAAGAAUUUCUACAACGAGCUGCCCGAAGUGGCCAACAUGACGCCGGAGGAAGUGAGUGAGUUUAGAUGCGCAAAUAACAACAUCGUCGUAGAUCGAACCUUCAAAGACGCGGACAAACCCUCAGCACCGAUCCCGAAUCCAGUACAAACGUUCGAGCAGGCCUUCCACGAGUACCCGGAGCUGCUGGAGGAAAUCAAAAAGCAAGGCUUUGCCAAACCAUCGCCGAUUCAGGCGCAGGCUUGGCCAGUGCUACUCAAAGGUGAAGAUCUGAUCGGAAUUGCCCAAACCGGAACGGGAAAGACCCUUGCCUUCCUGCUGCCGGCGUUCAUCCACAUCGAAGGACAACCGGUGCCCCGAGGGGAAGCCCGUGGGGGGCCAAACGUUCUGGUGAUGGCGCCCACCCGAGAACUGGCGUUACAAAUCGAGAAGGAGGUGUUCAAGUAUCAAUUCCGUGACAUCAAAGCAAUUUGCUUGUACGGAGGAGGUGAUCGACGAACGCAGAUCAAUAAGGUAAAAGGCGGUGUGGAAAUCAUCAUCGCCACGCCCGGUCGGUUGAAUGAUCUGGUGGCCGCCAACGUCAUUGAUAUUACCAGUAUUACCUAUCUGGUAUUGGACGAGGCGGACCGUAUGCUGGACAUGGGUUUCGAACCGCAAAUUCGAAAACUUCUACUGGACAUUCGUCCCGACCGGCAGACCAUCAUGACGAGCGCGACAUGGCCACCGGGCGUACGCCGUUUGGCGCAGAGCUACAUGAGCAAUCCGGUCCAGGUGUACGUCGGAACGCUGGAUCUGGCCGCCACGCACACCGUCACCCAACAGAUCGAGGUGAUCGACGAAGAGGACAAAUACAUGCGGGUGAUGAACUUCGUGACCAACAUGGGACCCAGCGACAAAGUGAUCAUCUUCUGCGGCAGGAAAACGCGAGCUGACGAUCUAUCCAGUGAGUUUGUUCUGUCCGGCAUCAAUUGCACCAGCCUUCACGGCGAUCGAGAACAGGCCGAUCGUGAGCAGGCUCUGGAGGACAUCAAAUCGGGCGACGUGCGGGUGCUCAUCGCUACCGAUGUGGCCUCCCGAGGGCUGGACAUCGAGGACAUAUCGCACGUCGUGAACUACGACUUCCCCCGGAACAUUGAAGAGUACGUGCAUCGAGUGGGCCGUACUGGUCGUGCCGGUCGAAGUGGAGUUUCGCUGAGUUUCUUCACGCGUGGCGACUGGGCGGUGGCUUCCGAUCUGAUCAAAAUUCUGGAAGAGGCCGAUCAGGAAGUGCCGGAGGAGAUUCGCCAGAUGGCCGAACGAUUUACGGCGAAAAAAGAGCGAGAGGGCCGGGAAAAAAGUGCCUUUGGUCGGCGUGAUGGCGGAGGACGUGGAGGCGGUGGAGGCGGCCGUAGAGGUGGUGGCCGAUGGUAAUUGUUUCUAAUCCAGAAACCAGCUAGAUUGUCGCGAUCUGUGACAAUAUCCUUGUAUAUUUUUCGACGUUUGAGCCGAAUUAUGGUUAGUAGCUAAAGAUUAUUUCUAUCGAUCAGGAUCUUGACUUAACUUUAGGCGCGCUUCUUCCGUUACUUUAAAAUGAUCGAUCGAUCGAUCGAUUGAUUGGACUCUUCUCGGAAUAUUUAACGAUCAUAAUUUCGAAUAUACAUAAAUACCUACGUGUCCAAUUGAUAUUUGGAGUGCGCGAGUCGCCACAAGACUGGGACCCUUGAACUGGGAAAUCAUUUGGUUGAGCCAAACUUCGAAAUUUGUAAACCCAUAAACCGUGAAUUAACUUUCCGUUCAAAUAUUCUCGCUCUGAACUUUUCAUACCAUUAACUAUUGUUUUAUAAUAUUACAAAUACAGAUUUAUAUAACGUUAA